UUGUUGUUAUUUUAAAGUCCCAUCCCGACAAAAGGAAAAAUGCAAAACGUGACUGUACUACCAAAGCCGCCACCAACACCGUAAGUCCGUCAUUAAAUUAACCCAUUUCUGCUCUGCUCACUCCACUCCGGCGACUUCUUUUCCCUCCGGCGACCUCAUCCACACACAACCAAAAUGGCUUCUCAAGUUCCUAGAAUCAAGCUCGGUUCACAAGGCCUCGAAGUGUCCGCACAGGGCCUCGGCUGCAUGGGCAUGUCCGCCUUCUACGGCCCUCCCAAGCCCGACUCCGACAUGAUCGCUUUAAUCCACCACGCCGUCGACCGCGGCAUCACUCUUCUCGACACCUCCGAUAUCUACGGUCCAUUCACCAACGAAAUCCUGGUCGGAAAGGCUCUCAAGGGCGGCUUCAGAGACAAGGUCGAACUGGCCACCAAAUUCGGAAUUAGUUUCGCCGACGGCAAGAGGGAGAUCCGUGGAGACCCAGCCUAUGUAAGAGCCGCUUGCGAGGCCAGUUUGAAGCGCCUCGAUGUCGACUGCAUCGAUCUCUAUUACCAACAUCGAAUUGACACUAAGGUUCCGAUUGAAGUCACGAUUGGAGAACUUAAAAAAUUAGUUGAAGAAGGUAAACUGAAGUACAUAGGUCUAUCUGAAGCUUCAGCUUCCACAAUCAGAAGAGCACAUGCUGUCCAUCCAAUAACAGCUGUGCAGCUUGAAUGGUCCUUGUGGUCAAGAGAUGUAGAGGAAGAGAUCAUUCCUACUUGCAGAGAACUUGGCAUUGGAAUUGUGGCAUACAGCCCUCUUGGACGAGGCUUCUUCUCAUCUGGGCCCAAGCUCCUCGAUGGUCUCCAAGAUAAUGAUUUCCGGAAGCACUUGCCACGGUUCCAAGGCGAAAAUCUAGAGCACAAUAGAACUGUGUUUGAGAAGGUUAGUGCAAUAGCAGAAAGAAAAGGAUGCACCUCAUCGCAGCUUGCUUUGGCCUGGGUUCAUCACCAAGGGAACGAUGUAUGUCCAAUUCCCGGAACGACUAAGAUUGAAAAUCUCGAUCAGAACAUUGGAGCUUUAUCAGUAAAACUCACACCUGAAGAACUGGCUGAACUCGAAGGCCUUGCUUCAGCUGAUGCAGUCAAAGGCGAUCGAUAUUCAAGCCCCAUGGCGACAUGGAAGAACUCUGAGACACCACCCCUCUCUUCAUGGAAAGCCUAAGGUCAUACCUCUGUCUAGAGCUGCAUUACAUGCUAUGGACUUGUGAUUGUGGUUUUAGAGUCUGCUGGCAGUUUGUGGAUUGUAUAAUAAAUCUAUGGAUCAUUUUUUAAUAAUCAAAGAGAAAAGAUCAUACCAGCAUCUUUUUGCUUUUAUAUAGCUGAAAUUUGACCAAAAUGUCAUGAUUUAUCAACUCUAGCUGGGAUGAUGUCUUGUAUGUAUUGCACUCGAACAUGAGAAUGUUUAUGCUAAUGGAGUUCUUAGCUUUCGUUUGGUUUAA
Molecule: messenger RNA, 1480 nt
Organism: Benincasa hispida (wax gourd)
Lineage: Eukaryota; Viridiplantae; Streptophyta; Magnoliopsida; Cucurbitales; Cucurbitaceae
Product: putative aldo-keto reductase 2
Cellular component (GO): cytoplasm
Source: RefSeq, a predicted model, not a curated record